Messenger RNA from Raphanus sativus (radish), 516 nucleotides. RefSeq lists its product as uncharacterized. The transcript has 3 exons. NCBI's taxonomy places the organism in Eukaryota, Viridiplantae, Streptophyta, Magnoliopsida, Brassicales, Brassicaceae. The record is from RefSeq and is a predicted model, not a curated record. The coding region runs from base 1 to 351 and encodes 116 amino acids.
AUGAAGCUAACUUUUCUUAACGCGUCCUUGGAAACACGUGUCAUCCUUUGCUGUCUCUCUCUUGUUUUCAUCAUCUCCGUCUCCCUAUCUCUCUCUUCUUCUUCUUCCACGCAGGUUUGUAAUCUGCUGAUCUCCUCUGAAAAUUCACCUUUCAAUGGCUUCUUCGUCUUCUUCACAAUCGUCUCUCUCUCUCUCUCUCCCACUGAUGAAAUCCUCCACAAAGUCGGGUCUUUCCACAAGAACGAUCCCAGCAUCGGUACGGGACUCACCUGCGGUGAUGUGAUGAAGCUCGCUUCAAGACCUUUGGUUGUGGCUCCGCUAUCGUCUCUUCAUCUGUUGGUUUCAGAUUGAUUGGUUCAUUGUGGUAGUGGUGUUCGAAUUGAUUGGUUCUUGAUGAAUUAUAUUUGAUAUUAAUCGGUUCUUGUUCAUUGGGAAGUAUAUCCAAGUGCCACCUCCGUUGAAUUAUGUAUCUAUUGCAAUGUUUAUCUUCCUGGUAUUAUGACUUUCCUGCAAUUG